This is a messenger RNA of Anguilla rostrata (American eel), 3815 nucleotides long. RefSeq names its product prickle-like protein 2. Lineage: Eukaryota; Metazoa; Chordata; Actinopteri; Anguilliformes; Anguillidae. The transcript is spliced from 8 exons. The record is from RefSeq and is a predicted model, not a curated record. Gene Ontology annotation, molecular function: zinc ion binding. The coding region runs from base 415 to 2754 and encodes 779 amino acids.
ACCUGGGGAAAAUAUCAGAUGUAACGUAGUUUUAUUCAAAUAAGGGAAUAAAGGUAAACGUCUGCACCAUUUGUACCUCAAAUCAUCAGAUAUCUUACGGGACAGAGAGGAAGAAACAACAGGCUCCAAUUCGUUGUUAGGUAAUAGUCUAUCCUGGGUUGUGAGAGUGAUGUAGAGAGAGGGCUUAUUUUUUCCGUCUAGGGAGGUAAACUACAGCUUGCGGUGCCACACGGACGACAGAACUGGAGUGAGAUGCGUCGUGGUGGUUGCGAUGCUACGGAGGCGAUGUGAAAAUGGACAGCAUUGUAAAAAACUAACAUUGGCAGAUGGGAUAAGUCAAGCUUUAAAAAUCUAUUUUGAAGGAGGAUCUGUCUCCAUCGUAAGUGCCCGCGGGUGGAGCAUGCAGCGGGGGUGAUGCCCCGGGAGAUGGAGAAAACUGUCAGCAAGCUGAUGUACGACUUCCAGAGGAACUCCACCUCUGACGACGACUCUGGUUGCGCCCUGGAGGAGUACGCCUGGGUGCCCCCCGGACUGAAACCUGAACAGGUCCAUCAGUAUUAUAACUCGCUCCCAGAGGACAAGGUUCCAUAUGUGAACAGCCCAGGAGAGAAGCACCGAAUCAAGCAGCUUCUGCACCAGCUGCCCCCCCAUGAUAAUGAGGUGCGGUACUGUAACACUCUGGACGAUGAGGAGAAGAGGGAAUUGAAGCUCUUCAGUAACCAGCGCAAGAGGGAGAACCUGGGGCGGGGCAACAUUAGACCCUUCCCCCUGACCAUGACUGGAGCUGUCUGUGAGAAGUGCGGAGGCCAGAUCAACGGGGGAGACAUCGCGGUGUUCGCAUCCCGCGCUGGGCACGGAAUGUGCUGGCACCCGCACUGCUUUGUGUGCAGCAUGUGCGACGAGCUGCUGGUGGACCUCAUCUACUUCUACCAGGACGGGAAGAUCUACUGCGGCCGCCACCACGCCGAGCGCCUCAAGCCUCGCUGCUCCGCCUGUGACGAGAUCAUUUUUGCAGACGAAUGCACAGAAGCAGAGGGCCGGCACUGGCACAUGAAGCACUUCUGCUGCUUCGAGUGCGAGACAGUGCUGGGGGGCCAGCGCUACAUCAUGAAGGAAGGCCGGCCCUACUGCUGUGACUGCUUCCAGUCUCUGUUUGCAGAGUACUGCGAUGCCUGUGGCCAACAAAUAGGUAUUGACCAGGGUCAGAUGACGUAUGACGGUCAGCACUGGCACGCGAGCGAGGAGUGUUUCUGCUGCGCGUGCUGUAAGCGGUCCCUCCUGGGGCGUCCCUUCCUGCCCAAGCAAGGCCAGAUCUUCUGCUCGCGCUCCUGCAGCAUGGGGGAGGAGCCUGCCGACUCCGACUCCUCGGACUCCGCCUUCCAGAGCGGCCGCUCCAGGGGCAACGGCGGGAACGAGCUGGAGGCGGCGCUGUCGGCGGCGCCCGACCACUUCCCCGGCGACGCCGACCCGCUGUCGCUGCAGAUGGACCGCAUGAGCCUGGGCCCGCCCCGCGACCAGCUGGAAACCUCGCCCACGCCCCUGCAGCUCCUCAGCCAGUGCAGCGUCCGGACGGCCUACAGCCCCACCCCGCCGACCGCCGCAAACCGCUCCAGCCAGGGUCCGCCUCGCCCUGGCUCUUGGGCCAAGGAGCCCAGCGAGACCAAGAGGACCUCCAUGGCUGCCUUCAAGGGGCAGUCAUUUAACGACAACUGGAUCCGCCGUAGCCCAGAAGACUUCGGCCCUCCCAAGCUCAAAAUGCAGAUGAGCUUCAACGAGACCUCUAGCAACGGAUUCUCAGGGAAAAGGAGCAUCAGUCUGCAUGGGUUCCACAGAGAUGCCGGGCCCCAGCUGGGCAGAACCAGGAACCCCAUCAGUGGUCUUAGUUUCCCCGAGCAACUAAGCCCCCUGGAACAAACGCCAAGGGGCUCGAUGGAGUCUCUUGCUCUAUCCAAUGCAACAGGCACAUCGAUGGAUGGAGGUGGUAAGAGGCAGGAGCAUUUGUCACGGUUUUCCAUGCCGGAUUUGAGCAAAGACUCAGGUGUGAACGUGUCCGAGAGGAGCCCCAUGGGAACCCUGGACUCCUCGGUCCCGUUCCGGAGCACGGAGUCGCUGCAGAGCUUGAGCUCGGGCCGGCGGUACCCGGGCCUGGAGGUCCCGGUCCGGCUGCAGUACCCGCUGGGUUACCGCGGCUCCCCUCAGGGCUUCGCGUUCGAGGGUGCCUCCGCGGGUUGCCAUGGCGACAUGCGAAUGGCCCCCACCAGCGAGAGAACGCGGCGCCGAGCUGAGGCCCUCGGGGCGCCGCACCCCCGACACCACCGCCGCCGCUUGUCCCGCCAUUCCCGCCGAUCGCGCUCCGACAACGCCCUGCACCUGGCAGCCGAGCGGCACGACCACGACUUCACCCAGCUGCAGUACCACCCCCACCCCCCGGGAGGCAGCGGCGGGUUCCGCCGGGAGUUCUACCGGCCCUGCCCGCGGACGACCUCCGACCUCUCCCUGCAGAACCCCGUGGGCCGCCGCCUGGGGGCCUUCCUGGACGACCGCGAGGACAAAGCUGACUGGUGCUCCACCUGCUCCUCCUCCUCGGAAUCUGACAACGAGGGCUACUUCCUGGGCCAACCUAUCCCCCGCCCCGUCCAGCUUUGCUACCUGACCAAUGAGGAGCUCCUGCACAAGUACGGGGCCUCAGGGAUGGGCGGGGCUCCGCUGAGCAGCCGCAAGCACAGGAAGAGCAAGAACUGCAUCAUUUCAUAGUGCCAAAUUAUAACUGAAGUCCAGUUCAGAUCAAAAAGUGCAUGAGAGUAGAUGAUGAAAAAAGAAUGACCCAUUUUCAUGAAAAAAAAAAAUAUUAGAAUGUUACUGUGUGAAAUUACAUAAAAUGACAGUUUUUUGCAGACUUUUGAAACUUUAGUUAACUUCAAAAACCAUCUUGUCGGCCAAUGACUUUUUGAUCUGAAAUGGAUUAAAGGGCUCCCUGGGAUAACGGCAACAUCAAACAGGCCCUUGUAAACAUUUGCAAAGUUAAUUUCAUUCUAACUUGAAACGUGGAACAUUUUUUAAUGUUGUAAAGUCUGCAGUGUGUGGUGUACAGUGUGGUGACCAUUGGCGGCAACAAAUGUUCUGCAUAUGUACUGUGUAUUACUAUAUACCUUUUCUUGAGAGUAUUAUGUCUCCUGGAGCUCUUGCAUCCUGUUAAUGAGUGGCAAACAACAACAACAAAAAAAAAUGAAUGCACUUCCAAUGACAGAGUGAAUGGCAACAUGGUGGAAGACACCCAUAUACGGGCUCCUCUUUCAGGAUAUCUGCCAUUGGCUGAGGCUGACCAUGUGGUUGCGCACCAGAUGAACAUCGGAUGGACACUGAUUUACCUGCAUCAGUAGACAAAUAAAGCCUUUUGUUGUACUGUUUGCUGUCAUCUCCUUAUAUCACUGGUUAUGAGCAGGUAUUUCCCUGCUUUUUGCAUUAUGUACUUGUUCUGUUAGGCUGUGGAUGCUAGCGACUUUCCUUUUCCCAGUGAAGCACUGUAAAGUUCUGUAUAGUUCUGGAUUAAUGCAUUGUUCUUGGUUCUGGAAGUUACCGUCAAAUUAAACUCUGUAAACUGUAUGUAAAUCCGGUAAGUUGAUGUAUUAAUGUAAAUAUUGUGCAAAUGAGGCCCCACAUAUUUUUAUAUUUUGUAUUAAUAUAAUGUACCAUACACUGUAGUCAUGUACCAUAUUAGUGUAGUAAUAGAUAUGCAUGCACGUCUGUGUGCUGAUCUGGUGUUGUGUUAAAACUUUAAAAAGUAUUUCAAUAAAAAUAACUUAUUGACUCCUCUC